UCCAUUUUUAUCUCUAACGUAUCUUUUCAUUUUCUGACAGUUUCUACUUUCUUUCUUGGUCGACCUUCAAUUCGCUUUAGACAUUGAAAUAUGCUAUGAGGAGGCUCAAGAGUCAAGAUUGAAGAAGAUCUUUCAUGACCCACCUUUUCUUUCUUCGCUAAAUUCAAGGCCUAAGAGUUUCCAACUCCCCGAAACACUGAAAAAUAAAGACGAUGAUGCUGACCGCAACUGUUUCUCUACUUCCAUGAAGUCUGUGUAUGCCCUUCGUCCAACUCAAUUUCACAAAUUCGGGAAAUUGGGUUCAGUCCCCUCAAUCAUUUUCAACUAUGUCCUCGCGGCAGCAGACCCUCAAUUUGGACAAAUCGGUCAUCAGUGACAAGCCCAACAAGAUCAGGAAGCGAGGUUCUUCCUCCUCCUCCUCAUCUUCUCUGGUCCGAAAAUACCGAUUUAAGCGAGCAAUUUUGGUGCCCAUGUGGAACACUAGGACCAAGUCUCCUUCUAUGGCGACCCAACUCGCAAAGCCUUUGUCUUCUUCUGUGAUAAGUGGUAAAGAGAAGGACCUGUCAGUGUUUGGGAGGAAGCUCGCUGCCACAUUGUGGGAAAUCAAUGAUUUGCCUACCUCUAGAGCGAAGAAAGAUAUAGGUGAAGAAAAGGUGAGGAGCAAGAAGAAGGAGAUGUGGAAGCAGAAAGCUGCGGACUCAUCGAAGCCAAAUAUGUCAGAUUCAUCAUAUAGUCGCAUCUGUGAGUCUGAGAGAGUGAAGGGGUUUGAAGGUGAGGGCAGUAGAAGAGUAUCGACAGGAUCUCACAAACUUCAAUUGGCUGAUUACUACUUGGGAGGAUUUGAUGAUCUUAGCAAUGCCAAUUUCAAUGAGGUAGGAGAUCAACCAAGAAAUAGCGCUUAUAGUAAGGACACAGUUAGAGUUAAGAAUCGUUUGAACAAAGCUCGAACAGGCCUAUCUACAUCGAAGAAGCUUCUCAAGGCAUUAAAUCAAAUAUGCCUUCACAAACAUAAUUCAUCAAGCAUGCCCCUGAUCUUAGGCCUGCGCAGAGAGCUUGAUCAAGUCUGCAACCAAAUUGAUCAAGUAAUCCAGGAAAAGGGAUUAAAACAGAAUGAUGUAGAGCAUCUCCUGAAGAAUUUUGCUGAAGCGAAGGCCGCUUGGAAAAGAAGAGAGCGAGAAAAGGUUCGUCAUGCCAUGUCACGCAUGGCAGAAGAGAUUGAGGUAGAGAAGAGACUGAGAAGACAAAUUGAGAGGUUAAACAAGAAGAUUGCUCAAGAAAUGGCCGAUGUAAAAGCUUCCCAUUUUAAAAUUUCUGAAGAGCUGGAAACAGAGAAAAGGGCAAGGAAUACUCUGGAGCAGAUUUGCAAUGAACUAGCUAAAGGUAUUGAGGAAGACAGAGCCGAGGUAGAAGAACUGAAAAGAGAGUCGGCUAAAGUUCGAGAUGAGGUGGAAAAGGAGCGAGAAAUGUUUCAGUUUGCUAAUGUUUUGCGUGAAGAAAGAGUCCAGAUGAAACUUUUAGAGGCUAGGUAUGAAUUUGAGGAGAAAAAUGCCGUGUUGGAAAAGCUGAGAAAUGAACUUGAAGCCUUUCUCAAAAAUGAAGGUGAAAACAGUGACGUUUCUCCCCUGAUGAAAAAAAUUAAGGAUCUCGAGUCUUAUUUGAAUAGAAGCCGUUGGGGAUCUGAACCUGUAGAGAAACAAGACGAUACGGAUGCUGGAUAUGGAGUAAAGCAAGGAGAUGAAUCAGAUGAUAGUGAUAUUCGUUCCAUUGAAUUAAGUCUGGACAAUAAUAAAAGCUACAAAUGGAGUUAUGCUUGCGAUGAUGAUGGAGGAGAAGAGUUUAAAGGAGUUUCAAUUGAUGGUAUUGGAAGGAAAUCUUUCUUCGAAAAAAUUCAGCGGGGGAGCAGUUGCUUCAACAAGAAGGAUUUUGGCAAAAAUAUUCAGAAAAAUUCUAAUGAGUUAGAACAAGAAGGAUCGAGUGGAUUGCUCUCAGGAGCUCAGAUGCUUGAUAAAAGCGAUGAAUUUGAGAACUUUAGGUCUAAAUCAAGGCCUUUGCAGGAUGGUGGCGGCGAAGCCGAGAUAAGUUUUUUGUUGGAAGGAGGUCAGUUAAAGCAAGAGGCUGCAGGCAGAAUAUCAAUAUAGGUUCUAUUGCUUAUGUUUUCAAUUCAUAAUGCUUGUUUCCCCUUCUUCUUUGAAGUGUUUAAAAAGGUUCAUUCAUCAGUACAGCGCCUGUCUUCGCGUCGUGCUAUACCCGAGAAAGAGAUAAAUGACAAUUUUGGCUCCGGUUAUUUGUUUGUGCUGGUUGUUAAUUUUUGUCCCAGCCCUUGGAUCCCAUGGCGUUUGCCCUGAGAACAUGCUACUCAGGCCUGUUGCAAUAUCGCUUUAUCACUUUUUGAAUGUGAGAAGUUGUUCACUUGUUUGGAUAUUUUUUUUAUGAG
Prosopis cineraria is the source of this 2434-nucleotide messenger RNA. RefSeq lists its product as uncharacterized. The record is from RefSeq and is a predicted model, not a curated record. The coding region runs from base 258 to 2138 and encodes 626 amino acids. NCBI's taxonomy places the organism in Eukaryota, Viridiplantae, Streptophyta, Magnoliopsida, Fabales, Fabaceae. The transcript is spliced from 3 exons.